Necator americanus (New World hookworm) is the source of this 2460-nucleotide messenger RNA. RefSeq lists its product as uncharacterized. The transcript is spliced from 3 exons. Gene Ontology annotation, molecular function: catalytic activity. NCBI's taxonomy places the organism in Eukaryota, Metazoa, Nematoda, Chromadorea, Rhabditida, Ancylostomatidae. The coding region runs from base 1 to 2460 and encodes 819 amino acids. The record is from RefSeq and is a predicted model, not a curated record.
AUGGCGAUCUGUACUUAUAACGCACGUACGCUUGCAUCGGAAGCGGCCAUCGAAGAUCUGAUGAUGCAAGCCAAGAAGAUCAAGUACGACGUCAUCGGACUGACCGAGACGAGACGAGGUCACCCACCCAACGCCGUAUAUGAAACUGGAGAAGAACUGUUCUUCGGAACAUGCGACAGUAGAAGUGUUGGUGGAGUUGGCGUCCUCGUCAACACGAGUAUGGCAAAGAACAUCGACUCUUUUGAACAACUUACGACCCGAAUCGGACGUCUGCGGAUGAGAAGAUGUGGCCCAACACCAGCUUUGACUAUCUUCGUCGCUUACGCUCCAACAUCAAGCUAUGAAGAAGAAGAAGUCGAAGCUUUCUAUAUGGACCUGGAGAAGUUCUACCAAGAAGACCAUGCCUUCUACAAGGUCAUAAUUGGCGAUUUCAACGCCAAGGUUGGCCCAAGAAGAACGCCGGAGGAACCUCACAUCGGGACCCACGGCCUACAAUGGAAUGAUCAGGGGGAGAGGCUCUCCGAGUUCAUCAUGAUGACUAAGACCAUCCAUGGGAACUCGCAAUUCCAGAAGCCCUCCUCUCUACGCUGGACGUGGGAGUCACCCAGUGGAGGGUACCGUAAUGAAAUAGACCACAUCAUCGUCAAUAAAAGCUUCUGCCUGAUAGAUGUCGGUGUUGUACCAAAGUUCUAUACGGGAUCGGACCAUCGCCUCCUCCGAGGAAGAUUUUCCUCCACAAGGAGAGCAGAGAAAGCCGCCAAGUUCAGAGGGAGAAAUCCCAAGACUAUCAUCAACUGGGAUAUCUUCGCUACGUUAGCCGGCUUUUGGGAAGAUUCCGCAAUGAACAACAUCGACGAGGAAUAUGACCGGCUUGUUGAACACCUUCACGACUGUGCGAAGAAGGCAGAGAGUUUUAAAACCACCAAGAGUUUCAAGAGGCGCUUGUCUUUUGAAACUCUUGAGCUGAUACGCCAGCGUGGAGCAGCACGAGCCGCAGGGAACCAAGAACUCACGUCCGAGCUCGCGAGGCUUUGCAGAGAGGCGAUAAAGGAAGACCUUAAAGAGAGAAGAGCAGAAGUGCUGGUUGAAACUGCAGAGGCGGGGAAAAGCAUCCGCUAUGCCCGUCGAGACUUUGCUAAUCGCAAGACGAGGAUGACUGCUCUCCGGAACCCAAAGGGAACAGCCAUUGCAUCGAGAAGGGGGAUGGAGAAAAUCAUCUACGACAUCUACUCUGAUCUCUUCGACAGCCAUGUCCACUUGUCUCCUCACCAUCUGAGGGAAGACGAACAUAUCAUUCCAGAACACCUGAAGAACCUUCCGCCGGUACUCAUCAACACCCUGGCGAGGCUAUUCACACGGUACCUGUCGGAAUGCAAGGUUCCUAAACAGUGGAAAACCAGCAAGACCGUGUUGUUGUAUAAAAAGGGAGAUCCACAUGACAUUGGCAACUAUCGUCCAAUCUGCCUACUGUCCGUCAUCUACAAGCUCUUUACAAGAGUGGUCCUUAAUAGGAUUGAAAAAGUCCUGGAUGAAGGACAGCCAUGCAAGCAAGCAGGGUUUCGAAAAGGAUUCAGCACGAUUGAUCACAUUCACACCGUUUCGAAACUCAUCGAGGUAUCACGAGAGUACAAGAUGCCGCUCUGUCUCACAUUCAUCGACUUGAAGAAGGCCUUCGACUCAGUUGAGACGGAAGCGGUCGUGGAAGCCUUGGACAACCAAGGCGCCCCUACUCAGUACAUAAAGGUACUUCGAGAGUUGUACAGUAACUUCACGACCGGAAUUUCGCCAUUCUACAAGAACAUCAUCAUUGACGUGAAGAGGAGAGUCCGACAGGGUGAUACAAUUUCACCCAAAAUAUUCACAGCCACCCUCGAGAACCCAAUGCGAAAGUUGGAAUGGGACUACAUGGGAGUGAAGGUUGAUGGUCGGCAGCUACACCAUUUGCGCUUUGCUGAUGACAUCGUACUGAUAACACCUAGCAUCAGCCAAGCGGAACGAAUGCUGACCGUAUUCGACGAAACAUGUGGAUGCAUCGGUCUUCAGCUGAAUCUACAAAAGACGAUGUUCAUGCGGAACGGAUGGGUCUCGGAUGCCCCAUUCACGCUCAACGGAACGAACAUAUCCGAAUGCACCAGCUACGUUUAUCUGGGUCGGGAACUGAACAUGAUGAAUGACCUGACCCCCGAGCUGGGCAGAAGGAGACGAGCGGCUUGGGAAGCGUACAAGAGCAUCGAGGAUGUAGUGAAGAAGACCAGGAACACCCGGCUCCGUGCUCACCUCUUCAACACCACCGUACUUCCUGCUUUGACCUAUGCUUCGGAAACCUGGGCAUUUCGCAAGCAGGAAGAAAACGCGGGUACUAAUGCGCUGGUUUUGAAGUAUCCAAGAAAACAAUAUGGUGUACGGAAGAAGCCGCCAUUCAUGAGACCCACCGUGACCAAACAGAAGUUGUCGCAAUAG